Messenger RNA from Triticum dicoccoides, 1200 nucleotides. RefSeq names its product disease resistance protein RGA5-like. The record is from RefSeq and is a predicted model, not a curated record. NCBI's taxonomy places the organism in Eukaryota, Viridiplantae, Streptophyta, Magnoliopsida, Poales, Poaceae. The coding region runs from base 1 to 1200 and encodes 399 amino acids. The transcript has 4 exons.
AUGGCGAGCGUGGAUAUACAAGGGCGGAAGCAGCUACGUCGACUAGGGUGGCGCGGCCGCAGGAGCAGGGCUGUGCUGGAGCGUGGGAGAGUGGCGGUGACUGGUGGCGGCCGCAGGAGCAGGGCUGUGCUGGAGCGUGGGAGAGUGGCGGCGACUGGCGGCGGCGCCCACGGGAAGCCUGUUCUACGAACCUUCAAAUUUCUACGAGUACUCGAUGUGGAAGAUAAUGGUAAUUUGAGAAGCCACCAUCUGAAAGGCAUUGGAGGGCUGAUUCUUGCACGUGCCAUUGUCGAUUUCCUCAGGGCGGUUGGACACUCUAACCUUCAAUCCCUAUCUCUGCAUUGUCUUGAUGGUGACUUGGUUGGCCAAAUGGACUUGUGUCCGUACCAGUUGCCAAGAUUUGAGCUGACCAUAUCUGGUGCAAUCUUGGGAAGUGCUGCAUUUUGUAUGGCCCCCUGUGUCACCCACUUGAAUAUUGAAAUUAGUCAAUUGGGAGAGCAAGGUCUGAGUAUCAUCGCGUCCGCGCCCCAUCUUAUCCUUCUCAAGUUAGUAUCUACAGGACCUGUCGCUGCCAUGACAGACACGCACUCAUCUUCCAGAAGACAAAGAAGAAGGGUGAUAAUUUCCAGUGGAGCCUUUCCGUGUCUUAAGGUGUUCUGGUUCACAUGCAAGGCUGGUGGCAAUGAGCUGCAGUUUGAUCGAGGAGCCAUGCCACGGCUGCGGGGGCUUCGGCUCCACUUCAACGCUCUAGAGACAAUGUCUCUUUAUGGAGAUUUUGAAUUUGGCAUUGAGCAUCUCUCUAGUCUCACCAGAAUCCAUGCCGCCAUUGGAUGUGUAGAUUCCACGGCUCCGGAGGUGGAGCUUGCAGAGGCUGCCAUCACAGAGCAUGUCUGUCGGAUCUCCUCUGCCAACACACCCACAAUAGAGUUCAGCAGAGAGAAGACCGGGAUGUUUGAGGGGGGAAAGAAGAGUAUAGGUCCCCUUACAGAGACGGUGACAAUGAUUACCCGGAAAAAGAGCUUCAGCAGAUGGUUGAUCGCCCAGUACAAAAUGAUGCAGCGUGCGCUCUGCUCUUGCAGCUGUGCGGGUUGCGACAUAUCCAGUUGCGCGUCGGAGGUUGAACAUGUAACUGACCGUGUUGCGAUCGGUGGUACCGCUGCUUGCUUCUUCGACGAUGCAGGUGGAGAAGCUAUUUCAUAG